AUGCCUUACAACACGCGCCGCAAAUCGCUGUCCCUGCCCAGCCUGGGCAUUCACAUCCCCGUCACGCACGCCUCUCGCGCCGCCGCAUCCAAGAGCAGCUCCCGCGCCGCCUCAGCGUCCUCAGCCUCAGCCACGCCGGCGUCAUCGAGUUCCUCGCGCUCGGAAUCGCCAGAAGCACACCCCAACAAGCGCACCAAGAGAUCACAUACCGCGACAGAACCCUCCUCCUCCUCCUCCUCGAUGGCCAUUGAGAAUACCCCGCCUCCGUCGCCUACCCGCGCCAUCAGCGAGGAGAUGGCCGAUGCCGACGAGGCGCACAAGAUCGAUCUCGAGAGCAUCAAGGACGACAUUGUCGAGGCUGUUGUUGUCCAGCUGCAGUCAACCGGCAACCGCCCCCAUUUGAUUAAGGAGUUGGCGACUGUCCUUGCACAGUCCCUGACGUCUGUACAGCAGUCUGCGAACCAGUGCGCCAUCAUCUCAUCCCGCCUCGCCUCGUACAUGAAGCGGCCUUGCUGGUCUGCCUCGAACCCCUGUCCGUUGGCUAAGGAGCUCGAGACAGUACAUCCCCGACGCACUUACUAUUUCCUCACCACUCAGCCCAGACAAGCGCUUCCCGACUUCAACGCAAGUCUCCAGGCUGCUUCUGUCACCCCAUCAGUCUCCCUUACGGAGGAUUCUGGUUCCGAUGAUAUCGAGGCCAGACGGCGAGAACUGAGCCCUUCUCCAGAGGUGGAUCUGUCAGCUACCGAAUAUGACAAUGCCGAUGACGAUGUGGCGAUGCCCAUGACGCCCAUCGGAUCCUUUUCUUCACACCGGAGGCCCAUUUUGGGUCCUCGCAACAACUCUCCGCCUCUCGAGAAGGAUGAGCGGGAGUUCACACAGACUGCUGGCCAUCUGCAGAAGCGCAAACUCAACGCAGAGGCCCCCCAGUCUGAAACCGUCGAGCGUCAGAACGUCGCCAUGAUGGACUACUACAGAGACGACGCGUGGUUUGCUGAUAAUCGCACCAACGCAGCUACCAUAUUCCUGGCUAGCCCCUCCAUCAAGCCGAGCAUACCCGCUGGUCGGAAAGAAGACGAUGCCGACGCUUGGUUGAGGUUAAACAACUUGUUCGAAUGGGGCAAGGGCGCCGAAAGCAUUGAGAUCGACGAGCUCGAUUGUUUGCUGGACGCCUGCUGA
Trichoderma reesei QM6a is the source of this 1179-nucleotide messenger RNA. RefSeq lists its product as uncharacterized. NCBI's taxonomy places the organism in Eukaryota, Fungi, Ascomycota, Sordariomycetes, Hypocreales, Hypocreaceae. The record is from RefSeq and is a predicted model, not a curated record. Bases 1 to 1179 code for a protein of 392 amino acids. The transcript has 2 exons.